AACUAACCGAAAGAGUAUUGUGAUCUUUAUUCCCAUUAUAUUUAUGUUUUGUGCUUUUAAAUAUAAAACUAGAAAUUAAUUUUGUAGAGUAAAAUUCAAGUGCUAGAAGGAAAUUAUGGAAAUAGGUUUUGUGUUAUUAAUUUUAUAUAUUCAUCAAUGUUCUGGUGUCAUAUACACACUUGACGAUGCGGACUACAAACUCAUGCCUCCACUGAACCAUAUUGACGAUUAUGAUAGUUGUUUACAAGAUUCUGAUGCAUUAUAUUGUACCAUGCAAUUGAAAUUAGUUUCGGAUACUCCUAAUGAUGUCAUGGAUUUGAUAGCGAACUAUUCGGCGUGGGAUUUGAAACAUUUCGAUCACAGUAAAUUGUAUAAAGGUGUUUGUGUGACGAGAACAUGUAACAUGAACAAGCAAGACAUAGCGAUGAAUUUAAACAACUCCCUUGAGACGUGUAUCAAUAAAUCUCUAUGGAAGAAAUACAAACUAAAAGCCAAACUCUUAACAUCACCUUAUUGUUAUUCUACUGAAAGAGAUAUAAAAUUGGAUUUUUGGGAUAUAAUUGUUGGUUCAAUAUGUAUUUUGAUUAUAAUUGUUAAUCUUGUUGCUACACUGUAUGACGUUUUUGUGUACAAAAAGCCUAACACCAAAGGUAUGGAUAUCUUAAUGUCCUUUUCAAUAAUUCGUUCCUGGUCCAGACUGCAACAGAACGACUAUAGAAUAAAGCCUCCAGUUGAAAGACUGAAAGGAAUGGACGGUAUCAGAGCUAUUAUCAUGAUUCACUUCGUGUUUGGACAUUCAAUUUUGCCAUUUGUGAUGAUCAUCGCCAAUGCUCAUGACUUCGAAAAGAUGUACUCAAAUCUUUCAUGUCACAUACUGUUGAACGGUUCCCUGGCAGUACAAGCUUACUUUGUCAUGGGAGGCAUUCUUUUAAGUUAUAACAUGAAGAGAUCGGCUGAGAGGAAUACAAUGACUUUGAAAACUUUUAGGAAUAAUCUAUUUAAAAGAUGGUUAAGAUUAAUACCUUCAUUCGUCAUCUGCCUGGGAAUGGAAUCAACGUUGAUGCGACAUUUCGGUUCUGGUCCCUUAUGGCAGCUGCUUGGUACACGUGUAAUAGAAGACUGUAGACGAUACUGGAUGUGGAAUUUCUUCUUUUUAACAAACUACAAUAGCGGGUCUCACUGCAUGCCUCAUACAUGGUAUUUAGCAGCGGAUAUGCAUUUGUUCUUCUUCGGGCUCGUAGUUUUCAUUUUGGUGAGAAAUAAAUUCUGGAGAAGAGCCAUAUUGGCAUCGGCAUUCUUGAUCGGAAUUAUAUCUUCAGGAAUAGUCACUUAUCUCUAUGACUUUAGAACCUUGAUGACAGUCAAACCAAAUUCGGUGCUGGAGUUAUUUGCAAAGGAUCCUAAUUUCGACUACCUGUAUAAACCUACUCACACCAACGUUCCGGCUUAUGUUAUCGGACUGGUCACUGGCGUACUUAUUUAUCGUUUUCAAAAAAGUCAAUUUGAUAUACAAAAGUACAAGAAGUUCAAGAUUUUGUACUGGUUGAUCUUACCCGCUGUAUACGGACUAUUAGUCCUGAAUAUAAUUCACUACCAGGAUGGGCCGCCUUUACCAUCUUAUAUACGGGUUUUGCAUCAAAUGCUGCUAAGGCCUUUGCUUGCAGCAAUCUGUGCUGUAGGCAUUGUUGGCUUGGUGUUCAAAAUGGAGAAUUUCGUUCGCGCUCUAGCGGAGUGGGACGGUUGGAUUUGGGUGGCUCGCGUCUCGUACACAACUUAUGUAACGCAGUUCACCGUAAUGCGACUCGUAAUCGGCAACACAAAAACACUCAAUUACUUUUCAAGAUAUAUUUUAGUGCAGGCUGGAGGGAUAAUGGUUGUUACAUUCGUCGUUGGGGUCAUUUUGUGGUUAUUGAUCGAUGGUCCCGUGAGCGACAUAGUCAAGAUUUGUAUGGAAUCUCACACAACAAACAAGCAAUCCGUCAAACAAAAAUAGAACUUACAUUUCUGAUACUAAUGAUUAAA
Molecule: messenger RNA, 2022 nt
Organism: Papilio machaon (common yellow swallowtail)
Lineage: Eukaryota; Metazoa; Arthropoda; Insecta; Lepidoptera; Papilionidae
Product: nose resistant to fluoxetine protein 6-like
Exons: 13
Coding region: 116-1993 (625 amino acids)
Molecular function (GO): acyltransferase activity, transferring groups other than amino-acyl groups
Source: RefSeq, a predicted model, not a curated record